UUGCUACCCUGAACAACCUCGGUCGCCCCUAGACAAACGCGCUGAGCUUAUUCGCGAUUCCGAAUCAUGGUAUAUCUGAAGGAAUACAUCGAUCAAGGAGUGCAGACCGCAUGUCCUCUACAAUCAGCAGCAGACUUGGCAACGGUUCGUGUUCCCCAAGCUCCCCUCGAUGAUCCUGGACAGCUUUUACAUGAAAUCACAAUCGAAUUACAACCAGUCGACCCUGAACUGCCUCAUUCUCCCUCCUCCGUCGAUGAUAACAGCGCAUAUAGUCGGUCCAAUCUUCAAAAUAGCCCCGUUAGCCCCAUGUGCGCAACCUUGGUAUCUCGCCGCGUUCCUAGGCGCAAGUUAUUCCUCGUUGAGCGUCGCCCAGAAGGAAAGACCGUCGAAAGACGCGUUAUUUCUAUGCCGGAUAACAAGCAUAUCAAAUUGGACACUCAGAAUGGCAUGCGGGUGGUCUCCAUGCCUGAGUAUCUCGCGGCUGCUGUUGACCUGUCUCUGGAUUCCAUCGAGUCUCCUUCCGCUGGAGCAUCCUUUGAAUCGUUGUACCUUGAGAAACGCCAUCGAGUCAGAGUCUGUCCCCCACCCUCGGACGUACCACGCACGCCUUCUCCGCCAUCGUCUCCCGAGUCGAUCCUCAUCAUCGACAGUCACGCGCAGCUUCCUGAUGGAUUCCUUAGAAGAAAAUAUUCUCAAAAGACAGCUGUGUCCUCAAACGGUUGGACAACAUGGGCGAGUUCUCCUCCUCGCCCUAUCCCGGCACUUCAUGGCCCGCUUUCGCUGCCAUAUGCUCGUUGUCCAUCGGGAGCUGAAGGAACAAUUAUUGAGGAGCCGGGUAACGUAUCUCGAAUGAUAUGGGGUUUAGGCAGAAACGACUCUCAUCAAUAUCGCGGUGAUAGCGAGUAUACGGAUGAUGAAACACACCAUAAAGCCUCCCCUCAUCCGCAGGUUCCACCGCGAAUGCAAAAGAAGCAUGGGAUUCAGAAACCUCCUGCUCAGGUACGAGCAGCAGCGAAUGGCAAGAAGUCAUUCAAAGGAGACGCUGGCGGCGGCGGAGCAUCCAUUCGUCACCAUGACCACGAACGUCGAAUUCAUGGACACUCGCAGGCACCUCAUCCACCGGAACCAAGAGCUGAACAAGCAAUCCGCGGUCUUCCUUUCUCAGGUUCUUGGUGGUCAGAAACUGGUAUCCCAACUGUUCGUGAAUCAGAAACCCACGAAAGAGGCUAUGGCUCGUCGCUUAACGAUCAGAAACUUCUCUUGGAUUUGCAGCUCGCAUUUGCGCAACAGUCGCUUCAGAACACUGCACUCAAUCAAGCUUACCCUGAAGGUCUUAAGCCAGUGUUUCCGGUUUCGAACUAUCCUCGCGCCACCCCCACUUACCCGAAAAUCUUCGUGGAACCGCGUCUCAACGAGGUGGUCAAUGCAGCACAGCGUCAGUCCGCCAUGGAGAUUGCACAACAGUAUCGUCAACGUCAGGAGUUCCGUCUCAAGCAGCAGGGUGCUCUACCCACCCCGCCAAGUUCUUCCUCUCCUCAGUGGUCUUCAAACUUUUCGCCCUACCAGUAUCAUUCUGUGUCUCCUGAGAUGGACUUCCAAAACACCCUAGGUCUCCCUCAUCACGUCCAGCAAGCACAACGCCCCUUCGUGGAUGCAUCCCAUCAAGCCCGCAGGUUCUUGUACGAUCGUCAGGACAACAAUCUCGAGACUCAUUUCUUCAGUGGAAGCGGCGGCGGCGGGUCUAUGCUCUCGCCUCAUGACAAGGGCAUCCCUUCUACAGUUAAUCAUCAUCCUUCGGAUGUUUCUGGCGGUCUAGCCAACUAUUUGCGCGAUUUACAGGCAUUAUCUUCUUCAGCAUUGGCUCAGCAGCCUCGUUAUGCUGGUACCGCUGAACCUCAUCUGGCGGCAGCAGCUCACCAUCCUGUCAGUACUGGUCGUACCGUUGUCUCCGUUGCUCCUCCCUCGCCUGAGUCACCCGGGUCCCGGUCUCGCAGUAUUUCCUACCAGCAACCCAGCUCUGCCCCCCUUGCGCGAUUAGUGCAGCGCCGACUGUCUUCUGUACCGGAAGAGGAGCUCAGCGGUCUUGCGGAUACCUCGUCUACAUCUGCUUUCCAGUUUACCGAUUGCCACCAGCACAGUCUCUCCUCCCGUGGCCAUUCUGACGACAAUGCAACACUUCGCAGGUAUCACCAAGAACAACGCCUUGAGGUUCCUGCUGUCGGUCGUGUCAGAGUACCUAGCCCCGACGCAGUUGACGAGUAUGGGGCGCAGCCAUACUCGUUCCCUCAUGGGACAUCGCCCGCAAAAGUCCGUCUUCCCUCGGUACAGGAACAGGAGGAGUACGAGCGCCAAAGCCGCAUACAGCCGCGACCCAAAGGAGGGAGAGCUGUGGACUCGUCCCAGCAGUUCAAAAAGAAACCACGCGGAAGGAAACUAAGGAGCGACGUGCGACCAUAGUUUUCCUUGGAUGGAAGAGUCUCGGCCACUUUUUACUGCCGCUUUGCGUUUGUUCUUUUUGUCCCGCAUGUUUCUCAAAGUUUUCGUGUUGUCUUUUUUUUUUUUUUUUUUUUU
Messenger RNA from Suillus paluster, 2571 nucleotides. RefSeq lists its product as uncharacterized. Lineage: Eukaryota; Fungi; Basidiomycota; Agaricomycetes; Boletales; Suillaceae. The transcript is spliced from 3 exons. The record is from RefSeq and is a predicted model, not a curated record. Bases 67 to 2457 code for a protein of 796 amino acids.